This is a messenger RNA of Bemisia tabaci, 1196 nucleotides long. Its product is annotated as neuropeptide CCHamide-1 receptor. Gene Ontology annotation, cellular component: plasma membrane. Gene Ontology annotation, molecular function: neuropeptide Y receptor activity. Gene Ontology annotation, biological process: G protein-coupled receptor signaling pathway. Lineage: Eukaryota; Metazoa; Arthropoda; Insecta; Hemiptera; Aleyrodidae. The record is from RefSeq and is a predicted model, not a curated record.
AUGUAUCCCUCUCUAUUCGUCUACAUCCCCGGAUGCUCUUUGCUUGCAGUGGACGCGGUGAACGGGACCGAGUCGCCGGAGUCGGACACGACGGCAGUGAUCGCGGCGACGAAACUGACGGUCCCGAUCGUGUUCGGCCUCAUCUUCCUGGUGGGGCUCCUCGGGAACGGGACGCUCGUGCUCAUCUUCGCGCGGCACCCCUUCAUGCGCAACGUGCCCAACAUCUACAUCGUGAACCUGGCCCUGGGCGACCUCCUCGUCAUCGUCUGCGCGGUCCCCUUCACCACGACCAUCUACACCUUCGACGAGUGGCCCUACGGCCCCGCCAUCUGCCGCCUCACCGAGACCACCAAGGACAUCUCCAUCGGCGUCUCCGUCUUCACGCUGACGGCCCUCUCCGCCGAGAGGUACUACAUCAUCGUCGACCCCAUCAAGAGGCACCUGUCCUCCAGGACCUGGACCAUCGUUAUGGUCCUCGUCAUAUGGCUCAUCUCCAUCAUUUUCAGCAUCCCCUCGGCGGUGUUCUCGCGGGUCCACGCUCUGCCGGACGCCAACAACGAGAGCGUGGCGUUCUGCGACCCGUUCCCGGCGGUGGGCGGGGUAAGCUACGGGAAGCCGCUGGUCGUGUUCAAGUGCCUCGUCUUCUACGCCCUCCCGCUCAGCGUCAUCGCCGCCUACUACGUCAAGAUCGCCCGCCACCUCGUCAACAGCGCCAGGAACAUCCCCGGCGAGAUCCAGGGACAGCACGCCCAGAUCCAGGCACGCAAAAAGGUGGCAAAGAUCGUGCUGAUUUUCGUGAUAAUUUUCAGCCUGUGCUUCUUACCAUACCACAUCUACAUGCUGUGGUACUACCUUCACCCGACAUCAAAUUGCGACUACAAUCUCUUUUGGCAUGUGCUCAAGAUUGUCGGCUUCAGCUUCAGUUUCAUCAACUCUUGCAUCAACCCCAUUGCCCUCUAUUUCAUCAGCGACACCUUUCGGAGCCUUUUCGACCGCUACCUCUUUUGCCGCCGAAAAACCUUCGACGGCCGACAUGCCAAAUCAAGCAUCACCAGCAGACGCACUAAGACUGAGUUGGGAUAAGAAACGACAUCUACUAAUGCUGCGUACUAAGGAAAAACCCCGUAUGAACAUUCAAGAGUUACCAAAUUUCUUCGAUAAAAUGUUUAUUUUUGAUAAACGUUAUAAAUAUUCUU